Messenger RNA from Eimeria mitis, 2622 nucleotides. Its product is annotated as nucleolar RNA helicase, putative. NCBI's taxonomy places the organism in Eukaryota, Apicomplexa, Conoidasida, Eucoccidiorida, Eimeriidae. Gene Ontology annotation, molecular function: helicase activity; ATP binding; RNA binding. The transcript has 3 exons. The record is from RefSeq and is a predicted model, not a curated record. Bases 1 to 2622 code for a protein of 873 amino acids.
AUGCGAGCAGCAAAAGCACAAAAAGAGCGCGGUACAACCCACGGGGGAGUGGCAGAAACCGCUGGGGAGUCUGUGGCCACAGGAGCAGCGAAACUCAAGAAGAGGAAAGAAGAAAGCAACAAAAGCGACAAACAAAACCACCACAAUGUUUCAAACAAUGAAAAAAGUUCAACAAAGGACCAGCAGCAGCAGCAGCAGCAGCAGCUUGAGAAUCCCGAGGCUUGCGGAGCCUUCGAUCUCUUUCCCAUAUCUUCCUCAACAAUUCGCCUGUUGCAGCAAAACAAUAUUCACCGUCUUCUCCCUUCACAGUUCCUGACCUUCAAACAAGUCUACGAGGGCUGUGACGUCGUUUGUCGCGCCAAGACGGGGACGGGGAAGACUUUGGCGUUUUGUUUGCCUUUGGUUGAAAAACAUUUCGUUAGAGACAAAAACAAAAAUUCAGAUGCUUCUGGAGAUGAAGAGGAAACAAAAAAAAAUAACAACUCCACAGGCCGUUUGUCGGCAGGCAGCAGAAAGAGAGGCACUCCCGAUUUAAAGGUGAUGGUUAUACUUCCAACGCGGGAGUUGGCGCAGCAGGUGCACGGGGAGUUCGUGCGUUUGUCGGGGGGUCGAUACACCGCAGUGUGUGUUUUUGGCGGGGCCCCUGAGAGUGCCCAGUUAAUACAAAUAGCUAAAGGAUGUCAAGUGCUUGUUGCUACGCCGGGAAGAGUUCUGGAUUUUGUUGAAAGAGCUGCAGUGACACUCCAAGGUGUACAGGCAGUUGUUUUCGACGAGGCCGACAAACUACUAGAAAUGGGAUUUAGAGAAGAUAUGCAGAAGCUGCUCACAACCAUCAACCAACAGAAGGACACUGCUGCUGCUGCUGCGGGGGACAGCACAGGUGGAGAGAAAGGGGUGAAGAGAUAUCAGUUGCUGCUGUUUACCGCCACCUUCCCCAAGUGGGCGCGGGUCAUAGCCGAUGAGUUCAUGAGCCCCGACCGGGCUUUUGUAGAUGUGACUGCUUACCAGCAGCGACAAGCAGAAAGGGAGAAAGAUACAGCAACAGACGCAAACGAUGCAGCAGCUGCCUGUACACCCGGAGGCACCGGUAGCGGAGCGGGACUCAUUCAACAUAUGGCGAUGCAGUGUCACUGGAAAGACCGAGCAAACGCCCUCCCGUUGCUUCUCUCUCUUUUUUGUUGCCCUUCAUCAUCCCCAUCAGCAGCAGGAGCAGCAGCAGCAGAGGAGGAGAAAGCGUUGUGUGUGAUAUUCUGUGAAACAAAGCAAGAGGUGAAUGAGGUAUCUCUGAAUUCGCUGAUCAGCAGCUGUUCUUGCGCUCUUCAUGGGGAUAUGUCUCAGCAGCAACGAGAGGCAACAUUAGCUUCGUUCAAGAAGGGGAAGUUUCAGACUUUAGUUGCAACAGAUGUAGCAGCAAGAGGCCUCGAUGUUGCAGGGAUUCGGUUAGUGAUUCAAAUGGCACCCCCUAGAGAUACAGAAACGUACAUACACCGCGCAGGCCGCACAGGCCGAGCCGGGAGAAAGGGAGUUUCUGUCUUGUUUUACAACCGACAAGAUGCAGAAUUCUUGACGCGAAUAGAACGCGUUGGUAGCUUCUGCUUCAAAAGAAUUGGAUUUCCAUCUGUGGGAGAGCUAAAGAAACAAAGGCUGCAACAGCUCACGCAACAACUAUUCCCCGAGGUCGACGUCGCUGCUGCUGCCGCUGCUGCUGCAGCGAAAGCAGCAAAUGCAGCAGCAGCAGGAAAAACAGAAGAACAAAUCCUCCUGCAGCAGAUCGCCAAGAAAGUCCUCAAGACGGAAGACCCAAAGGAUGUCGUCGUGCGGCUCCUCAGCUGUCUAGCCCAGGACAGACAUGCAGCAGGAGGAGCAGCAGCAGGAGCAGCAACAGGAUCAGCAGCAACAGCAGGUGGCUCGGGUGUAUCUCCACCUCCUGUAUCUUCCUUGUCUGGGCGAUCAGGGUUUGUUUCUUAUUGCAUCACGUUCAAUCCUGCUCCCUCUCCACCGUUGCAGGGUUCAUGUUCCUACGUGUGGCGUGCCUUGAAAAACAAAUUCGGGCAGCAAACUGCUGCUGCUGCUGCUGCUGGGAGGGGAGGCGACAGUGAUGUGCUGGAGAGGAUUGAACAGAUGGUUUUGACUGAGAAGGGAGACGGAGCCGUCUUCGAUAUCCCCGCUGAUGCGCAUGCUGCGUGGGAGGAGCAGGUGGUGGGCCCCUUGAAGGCAGCAGCAGCAAGCGGAGACAGGAGAAAGGGAUUCAGCAUUCAGCUGCUUAGCCAGCUUCCGCCGCUGCAGGAUGCACUGUACCUAGCCAGACAGCAGCAGCAACAACAGCAGCAGCAGCAGAGGCCCAGUCAGUCUUCUGCUUCCUUGCGCCUCAACCCCAAUCACGUUUCUAACCGUAGAGUUGACAAAAAGGAAACAGACAGAGGGAGAGGUGGGAGAGGAGCUGCAGCAGCUGCAAGAGGGCGGUGGCCCCGCGACGGCCAGCGACAGUCAGGAGGUGACACGAAUGCAGCUGAGAGAUACAAAAGAGACAGAUCAGACGCAAGAGAAAACGGAGGAGACAGAGGAUUCAGGGGAGGAAGGGGAGGGCGUCAAGGCAGCAUGAAGCGCCAGCGCGUUGCAUAG